AUGCUGGACCUGUCCCUGCGCUCUGUUCCCACAAAGCGAAAGCCUUCUGCUUGGCUACUGGAGAUAAACCCGCGCCCACCCGGCAUCCAGGCUGCAGACGCCAUCAAGCACUCAUAUGGAGUUGAUUAUUGGGGCCCUGCUCUGCUCUUUGCUCUCCAAGAUCGCAAGCGCGCCCGUCAUCUUUCACACCCCUUUACGCAAGGAUCACAGUAUUGGUGCGAGAUGGUGUUUAUCCCGGUUGUCAAGGGCGGUAUAUGCCUGUCUGACGACCCUUGUUUCGAGCUCUUCAGCAGGCGGCCUGGUCUUGCGGCUCAAGUUUCCUGGUGGUGCACUUUCUGGACCAAAGGAGAAAGAGUACCGGACCCCAGUGAGGACCGUAACGCGUUUUUCGCGCACCUAAAUAUCUUCUCCAGGACGUCUCGGGCACACACUCCAGAAAUCGGUGAGACCGUUCGGAAAGAAUUGCGAUAUUCCAUCGUAUAA
Molecule: messenger RNA, 483 nt
Organism: Penicillium egyptiacum
Lineage: Eukaryota; Fungi; Ascomycota; Eurotiomycetes; Eurotiales; Aspergillaceae
Source: the annotation of a GenBank genome assembly